UGUUGUAUCUUCAAUAAUAUUAAUUCUCACAAAAACCAGAGUGUUUUAUAUAUAUAUAUAUAGAGAGAGAUAUAUAUAUAUAAUUAGUGAUUGUUAAUUAAAUAUAUCAAUGGCAACCACUGGGCAAGAAGAACAAGGUUUGGAAUAUGAAGACCUUUUGCCAGCAAUGGCAGAGAAGAUGGAGGCAGAAGAGUUCAUCUCUGAGCUGUGUGGAGGGUUUCGGUUGCUCGCAGACCCGGUACGGGGACUUAUAACGCCGGAGAGUCUCAGGAGGAAUGCGGCAUUGCUCGGAGUUAUUGGAGAGAUGAGCAUUGGUGAUGCAGAGGCAAUGGUUCAUGAGGGAGAUUUGGAUGGAGAUGGAGCUCUUAAUGAGACUGAGUUUUGUGUGCUUAUGGUUAGGUUGAGUCCUAGCAUGAUGGGCAAUGCUGAGGCUUGGCUUGAUAAGGCUAUUGCCAGAGAACUUGCUGCCAAUACUAAGCCUUCUGCUUGAUUUGCUUUGCCUUCCUUGGUUUUGCAUGCAUGGAUUCAUUCAUGGGACUUUUUUUCUUUUU
This is a messenger RNA of Dioscorea cayenensis subsp. rotundata (Guinea yam), 551 nucleotides long. RefSeq names its product calcium-binding protein KIC. The record is from RefSeq and is a predicted model, not a curated record. NCBI's taxonomy places the organism in Eukaryota, Viridiplantae, Streptophyta, Magnoliopsida, Dioscoreales, Dioscoreaceae. The coding region runs from base 110 to 490 and encodes 126 amino acids. Gene Ontology annotation, molecular function: calcium ion binding. The transcript has a single exon.